Vigna angularis (adzuki bean) is the source of this 678-nucleotide messenger RNA. RefSeq lists its product as uncharacterized. NCBI's taxonomy places the organism in Eukaryota, Viridiplantae, Streptophyta, Magnoliopsida, Fabales, Fabaceae. The coding region runs from base 1 to 678 and encodes 225 amino acids. The record is from RefSeq and is a predicted model, not a curated record. The transcript is spliced from 2 exons.
AUGAUUGAUUGGGUUGAUGUUGAUGUUCAUGAUGAAGGUGACGUUGCAAGACAAGUGGAGGAGGGUCAGGGUGAUGGUGAUGGUCAAGUUGGAACAGAAAUGGAGGAGGGCCAAGGUGAUGAUGAUGGUCAAGUUCUAAGACAAAUGGUGGAGGGUCAAGGUGAUAGUGAUGGUGAAGUUCUAAGACAAAUGGUGGAGGGUCAGGGUGAGGUUCAUGCUGAAGUUGGAACAAAAAUUGUGGAGGGUGAGGGUGAUGCCAAAGUUGGAACACAAAUGAAGGAGGUCGACAGUGAUGUUGCUAAAGAGAUGCAGCAUGUAGUUGGUCAUGGUGGUAGUAAUAGUAAUGAUGUAGAUGAGACUGAGCUAGAGGAUGUAGAAGAGGAUAAGGAUGUAGAUGAGGCUGAGGAUGAGGAUGUAAAUGAGGCUGAAGAUGUAAAUGAGGAUGAAGAUGUAGAUGACAAUGUUAAUGAGGAUGAAGAUGUAGAUGAGGAUGUACAUGAGGAUGUUGAAUGUGAGUCUGUCAGUCAAGAAAGUCUAGUUGAUGUCACCAUUCAGUGUGACAUUGGGACUUCUAAAGGAAAUGUGAGGGAAGAACCUUGCACUCCAUUAGGUGAGUGUUCACGAACAACUGAUAAUGAUUCCAUUCAUGAUGUUCGUGGCUUAUCUGACAUUGAGUGA